Messenger RNA from Bursaphelenchus xylophilus (pine wood nematode), 1387 nucleotides. The record is from the annotation of a GenBank genome assembly. NCBI's taxonomy places the organism in Eukaryota, Metazoa, Nematoda, Chromadorea, Rhabditida, Aphelenchoididae.
AUGAUCGUAAUUUUAUUCUUAAUUCUUUUACUUAAUUUCAAUUACACCUAUUCAGCGACUUGUCCAGAUGGAGAAGACGCCUUCUUUCGUAAGUUUUCAAACAAAAUUUAUAAUGGAAGUGGAUAAAUAGUAGUUGUUAAUGCCUUCAGAAUGCAACCAGAACUCGAAGCUCUGCGAAGAUGACCCGGAACUCUCUUGUGUGGCCAUCGAAGGGACCUAUUAUUGUUGUGAGUAUUACUUUAAGCACUAGUACACAUACAUGCUUUAUAACAAACAUUUUUUUAACUGUUCAAGUAUUCUACAAACGUAUUGCUGAACUUUAAGCAUUGCCAUUGUUAUUUUCUAUUUUUGUUACACCUCUGGUAAGGACAACAUUCAGAACUUAAUAUUUUUAAUUAACGAUAUUGCACAGUGUAAUCUCGAAUUCAAAGGGACGCAAACGGGGAUAGUAAUGCCGCUACUAAGCAAACAUUCCCUAUGAUUGACUUAAUUCCAGGUGCUCCCAAUAAAAAAGCUUCCACUGCAAAAUCAAAUCCAGAUGGCAAAACAAAAGGUAAAAGUAAUAAUUACAAAAUUAUCGAACAGUGAUGCUUCAGAUGAGGAAUGCAAAGACAACAAUGAAACCGAGUGUGACUCAGUAAAAGAGUACUGUAAAGAUGAAGUAAGAAUUAAAACCCUUAAAUUAGCAGUGUUCCAAAAAUACGAAUCUCAGAAAAACCCAAGAUUACAAUCUUUGUGUCGUUAGUGCUUAAUUACUGAUUAUAACAUCCCUCAGGGCAUAAAGAACACAAAAAUAUUACUUCCUGAUCUCCUCAAGUUAGAGGUCAGACAUCUGGAAUUCACAAGUUUUUGGCUUCCGUUUCGCCAACUCGAUUUACCGCCAGAAUAAACUUUUUCAUUACUUAUUUACAUACCCAAUCCAUCCGCUUACCAAUGGGGGUGUACUCAACGUUCUGAGUGGAUGAAUAAGUCAUGAUUACUUUAAUGACGUUAUUCUCACAAUUAAUUACUCUCGCAGUAAUUCUACUCAGAUUUUUAUUCUUCAAACUUCUUGCAAUAGCAUAAAUUCUAUAAUUUUAGGAUUCGAUUGACAUGAUGAAGGCCGAAUGUGCAAAGACUUGUGGAUUUUGUGGCGGUGGAAGCAAUGGGAGCACUAAACCGCCUGGAUGUGAGGACAAAAUGAAGUAAGAAAACAUUUCGAGACUACAUUACACUCAGAGCGAGCACGCCAUGCUCUUACUCAAAUUACAUAUUUACAACUUACAAUACCUUAAUAAUACUUUGUAGAGAAUGUUCAAUUUGGAAGAAGUACGGAUUCUGUGAGACGGAUAAGGUAAAAGCGGACAAAAAGAAGGAGAUCUGCCCUCAAACUUGUGGUCUCUGCUGA